Messenger RNA from Caenorhabditis remanei, 2886 nucleotides. RefSeq lists its product as uncharacterized. Bases 1 to 2886 code for a protein of 961 amino acids. The transcript is spliced from 11 exons. The record is from RefSeq and is a predicted model, not a curated record. Gene Ontology annotation, molecular function: endonuclease activity. Lineage: Eukaryota; Metazoa; Nematoda; Chromadorea; Rhabditida; Rhabditidae.
AUGUCCCUUGCUCUUGAAGAGAUUCUCAGCAAGGGCUUCAUUCCUCCUGGUAUCACUGCUCGCGCUCUCCACUCCGACAAAGAGGUUCGACAGAACUUCUAUGGACCUGGAUUCAGAUACAAUUGCUUCUGUUACAUGCUCUUGGAUCCACGAAUUCUGGGAACCAACAUAGAGACGGUUACGUUCGAGAAGUUCGUAAAAUCCGUUUUCUAUGUUGUGAAAGGAACGAAAAAUAGGCCAUUGGACCAUUUCAAAGAUGCUCGGAACGAAAGGAAGAAACCAGCAAAUCAGCAGAAGCUCGGCGUGAAGUUCCUGAAAAUAGCUGAUUUGUGGGAUAGAGGAUACGGCAUUCCGAAGCAUGAAUUCGAUAAGGCGGUGAGUUCCACGGAUCUACGAAAGAGGAAGGGUUACAAUGCCUACUGCUACCUUCUAUUUGAUCCAUUGUUACUGGGUAACGACAUUGAGAUGGUUACGUUCGAUCGGUUUGUUCAUGCCGUAUUCUACGUAGGAAAGGGGUCGAAGAACCGAUCAAUGGCUCAUUUUAUUCAAGCUCGGAACGAAAGAAUGCUGCCAGCAGACGAACAGGAGCUUUGCAUCAAGCUUCAAAAAAUAGCGGACUUUUGGGAUGCUGGAUAUGGCAUCCCGAAACAUGAGUUUGCCCACGGCAUAUCCAAUGAAGAGGCCUUCGUGAGAGAAGGGUCAAUGAUUGAAGCAAUCAAAAGAAAGAAUUUGAAGAACAAGAAGGGAGGGAUCCACGAAAUCGUGGGAUAUGAACACGAAAGAAGAAUUCCGAUCAUUCGAGCUCCACAAGUAAGGAACAAUAUGAAGUUAUCUGAGAAUGACUUGACUAUUUUUCACAUCUCUAGACUCCGCCCUUUCGUUCAAUAUGUUUUCUAUGUUGGGAAAGGAACGAAAAAUAGGCCAUUGGACCAUUUCCGGGAUGCGAGAAAGGAGCUGGAGAAGCCUCCAAAUGAGCAAAAGCUAACCGAGAAGUAUCGGAGGAUUGGAGACAUAUGGAAAGCAGGCUUCGGUAUUCCGAAGCAUGAAAUUUCUCAUGGAGUGUCGGAUAAAGAUGCAUUCGUAAGAGAAGCCUGCAUGAUCGAGGCACUCCAAGUGGUCAACUUGACAAAUAGAAAGAUAUUCUCUCCAGAACUGAAUGCCGUCAUCCGCAACGGACACUUCUCUCGGGAUUCCCUCGAGCGUGCUCUUCGUUGUGAGAAUGCUGUUCGAAACAACUUCGAUACAAGGGGGUACAUGGCUUUUUGCUAUGUCCUCAUCGAUCUUCGUGUUUCUGGCGUCAAUAUUGAAACGUUGACAUUCGAAACAUUCGUCAAAUCAGUAUUCUACAUUGGAAAGGGCUCCAACAGAAAUGAGAUGGACAAAGCACCUAUCGAUCAGAAAAUGAACAAGAAACUUCAAACGAUUGUUGAUAUCUGGUCAAGUGGGCUCGGAGUUCCGAAGAUUCAAUUCUCUCACGGAGUGUCAGAUGCUGAUCAAAGAAGCGUGAGAAGGGCGAAUUCCACGGAUUCACGAGAUUAUGGGAUUCGACCACCAAAACCGAAUAUGGAACAUGGUUGCUGGAUAGAAAAUAAAACAAGAUCGACAAAUUUCAUCUAUAUCAAUUAUCGAAAAAUCAAUAUUCACGAUGUUCUCGGAUACUUCAUUUUUCUAAAUACUCUAGUUGGUGCCAAAGUUGAGAAGAUUACAACAAGAAGGUUGUGCCAGUUGGAAGAUGAAUUCAAGCGUAGACUUCACGAUAUCAUCCAUUCUCAACUGAUUGGAAGUAAUGGUACAAACAUCCAAACCGUGAUUGGACUGGAGGAAAUCUGCGACGGAUGUGAAAAGUGUUUUAAUAUUGCCAAGAAGUGUAUAGAAUAUGGUCCAUUGCGAUUCAGUACACUACAAACUAUGACUUAUUCAAAGAACUACAAGAAACUGCAUGUGACUGAUAAACUAUUCGAAGACAUUGCAGAGUACUGUAUCUCUAAGUCAAAAAACAAGGAAGAAUGUUUCAAAGAACUGGAUAAAACUAUUCUCUCGACCAUCUCUUGUGAUAAACUUGCUAUAUGGAUCAGUGAGUCCAGAGUACUCCCGGAUGAAGGGACAGAUCCUAAGUAUGACCAUCGUCAUAUGCCACGAGAAGUUAUAGAUAUCAUUCUAAGGAAAUGGAGUGUAAAAUCGAUAAAACUCAAUAUGAUAUAUUUCACGAGUGAAGGGAUGUGCAGUGUCGAAUGGCUACGGUAUGACUAUUUCACUCGAGUCAGAUUAAAUGAUCCAUAUUGGGAAACUAAGCAUUCAGAUUUGAAAUUCAGCCAUGUCGAAGUGAGUUUGUCCUAUUCACAACAUUGUGUAAAAGGGUUGGGGAACCUCCCUGCAGAAACGAAACCUCCGGCAGGAUACGACAAUUUCAUUCCGAAUAUCAGAAGAAUGUUCCCAACGGAUAGAAUAAUGAUAGAUCUGUCACACUGGUAUGCUAUAGCCAACAAGGAUAUUGAGAAGAAAAUGUCAACAAUAUUGCAAGUGGUCACUAUGGAACAACAUCAGAAUUUGAGUUUAGACAUCAAGUUUUUUGUGCAAUCAGGAAUUGUCAAAAAGCUCAAUAGGUAUACGUAUAGGGAAGAAUUGUUGGGAAUCGCUUCGGGAUAUGUUCUACAAGAGAACCGAUUACACUGUUCUAAGAAGUCUUCACCGUUCAUUGAUGCACAGGGUCCAGAAGUAUUCCUUGACAAUAAAUGGGUUGGAAGACGGUUUCAAGUGAAAGAUACUUUCAAUCAAUUCAAUUUUAAUUUGGAUGUGUAUAUCAAGGAGAAAGAGUUGGAAGAUAUGUUUAUUAAAGCACUGUUACAGGAAUAUCCCAAUUCUUUUGUUGGACAUUUUUACAAUUGA